AUGAUACUAUUUCGAUUGGCCAUAGCUUUGCUGACUAUAUAAAGUUGUUCAUCUCAAUCUACUCAAUGGGUAGUUACUCAUCACGAAGGGUGGGAUUCAGGGUUUAAUCAAUAUCAAUCAGAUAUAGGGUUAGUCACUGGCUGCCAGCGUCCAAAUUAUUAAAUCAUUAGAUCAAAUCCUUACUUAUAGAAAACUAUUUCUUUAAGAAAUUUUAAACCUUUUGCUCAUUCCCUAGUAGUGAUUGAUUACUUAAGACCAUAGAAUAUGGAUGUGCAAAUCUAGAUAUAGAAUAAGACUUAUGAUCCAAAAGAAAUUGAUCAAAUGUAUGAACGAUAAAUUAUCGAUGAUUGUCUUGUGGGAGACAUUGAAUAUAUUGAGCAAACAUUUGCAUAAGAAAUAUUUGGGAAUUAAAUACAAGAACUCCACAUUGUGAUGAUAGGAGGUAAGUCUAAGAAAGGUGAAUUUACAGUGGCAAGUGAUUAAAAAAUUGCAAUCAAAUAAAUACACAUUCUAUAAUUACAAUGUCCUGAAUUUUGCAAGAGAUGUGUACAUAUAGAUAAUGAGGCAGUUUGUACUCAAUGUAAUGAUGGUUUUGAAACUCAUGGUUCAUCAAGCUGUACUUGCAAUGGAUUUAAUUAAGAUGGCAUUUGUGUAGAAAAAUGUUAUGACGGAUAUUCACCAGAUUUUUAUGAUAUAUGCCAAAACAGAGGUUUAAAUUAAAUUAAUAUUAGAAAUUAUCAAGACCAUCAAUGCUUAAUAAAAUCUGAGAAAGAGUUAUAGAAAAGAUGAACCAUUAGAAUUGGAAUUCGAUUUGGAAAGCUACAAAGCCUUUGAAUUAGACGUAGAAGUCUAAAUUUAUAAUUUUGAUGUAACAAUUCUAUAUAGUAUUUUAUAGUAAUUAUAAAUUUUCUAAUUUACAAUGAAUGAUGGACUUUUCGCUUAUUAUUUGAAUAUUGAUGCUGAACAAAAUGCUAUUAACUUUCAUGAAAUAUCUUAUAGAGAUUGUGAAUCUGAAUAAUUUUGCUAAAUCUAUCAUUUCAAAUCAAAAAUAUUAUAGCUAGAACAAAGUAAACUCAACUUAUAAGUUCGUUUAAUUCGAGAAUAACUUUCUGCUCAAUAGACAAAUGAAUAGCAGAAUAGAGUAAAUACAUAUUGGAAAUUAGUAAAUUUAAACAUUAAUGUCUUGAUGAUUUAAAACGAGAUACCAUAUUUUGAACAUUGUUCAGAAAUAGCUAAAUUUGGUUUCUAUGAUAAAUGCAUUAAAUGUUAGGCUCCAUAUGUUGUUUUGGAUGGAGAAUGCGUUGAAAAAUGCCCAUUAUAAUCACUCCAAGGAGAGGAUAUAUGUUUUGAUUCUAAUAUUCAGAAUACUCAAGUAUUGUAACUUGACGUAUUUAAUAAUAAAUAUCAAUACUUAAAUGAGAGAUAUUGGUUUUAUAAUGAGGAACCUUUGAUAAGUCUUCCUGAGCCCAAACCUUACUCAUACGAAUAUUUGAAACCACAUUAUGGAAUAUCAAUAUAAACAAAGAUCUUAUUUAUUGAUGAGAAUUCAAAAUUAAAUAUCACUUUAGAAGAUUAGGAAAUUUUGGUUACUCCAAGGAAUAAGGAUUAAUACAAUUAAGGUAACUAGAAUAAAUCUGAUCCAUUUGUAUAUCUUAAUUAUUUUAUUCCUCAUAAUGAUCAAAAUAUAAGCAUUUAAAUCCAAUCGUCAUAAAAAGUAAGAUAAUCUUAUAUUACUAAUACUGUCUUGUUAAUUCAUUAAUGCACUCCUUAUUGCAAGUCAUGCAACGGUCCAAAGAAAUCAGAUUGCUUAGAAUUUGCAACAGAACAUUAUGAAUUUAAUGCUAUAACUAAACAAUGCAAUCCAGGAUAUUUUGAAACAAAAGGAGAGUAUUGCAUUCCUUGCGGAAUCACUGAUUGUCUUGUUUGUUCAAAUGGUAUUGGUUGCUAGUAAUGCAAAUUAGGGUGCAAAUUAACAAAGUAUGGAAAAUGUGAUUGCUAUUGAAUCACAUAAUGUAUUAUUAAUAUUCAUUAAGAC
Molecule: messenger RNA, 2035 nt
Organism: Paramecium octaurelia
Lineage: Eukaryota; Ciliophora; Oligohymenophorea; Peniculida; Parameciidae
Source: the annotation of a GenBank genome assembly